CAGUUUUCCGAAGAAGCAAACAUUUCUUCUUGGUGAAGCGAAGUUGCAGUACGAUUUCCAUAAGGAGCUCCUCACUUGCGUGCGAAAGAGAAAAGGCACCAGGAUCUUGAAGCAACAGAGGCCCCUCCUGAAUAAUCCCCCAGGUGAAGCGAGAGAGCGUAUGCUACUCCCCGCAGAAAGAACACAGUGAAUGUUAGUCCGGGGCAGCUGUCGUAAGACUGCGCUCGCAGGGCGAUGAUUCCUCAUGAAGUCGCUGGAGCCCCUGCAGAACUCCAAUGUGACUUUCCGUUUAUCAGACUGAAACCAGACCGAGCCAGACAGUGAAGCCGCGGCGAGCGGAGGGGCGGGGGGACGGUGAAAGAUGAAAUCGAACCAAGAAUGCCUGCCUCCCAAGAAGCGUGAGAUCCCCGCCACCAGCCGGCCCUCCGAGGAGAAGCCAGCGGCCUUGACCAAGGAGGACCCUCGGGCGGAGGGCUCGGCCUGGGCCUCCGGUGCCGGCGGGCGGCCCGGACCGGGGAGCACCUCGGCGGAACUCGGCCUACAGCAGGGAAUGGGGCUGCACAAGCCGCUGUCCGUGGGGCUGGACUACUCUGUCCCCAGCACGCCUCGCUCUGUCCCGGCCGGCUCCACCCUCCCCGCCGUCUUCCCGCCCUCCCUGGCGCCGUCGGGGACGCCCGUGUCCCCGGUGCAGUUCGCCCACCUGCCUCACACGUUCCAGUUCAUCGGCUCCUCGCAGUAUGGCGGGCCCUACGCCACUGGCUACCUCCCGUCCCCGCUCGUGUCCCCGACGCCCGGCCCGGGCCCGGCCGCCCCGGCCCAACGCUCCCAGCUGGAAGCCUACUCCGCGCUGCUGAGCGGCGUGGGGAGCCUGGGCCAGCAGCUGGGCCCCAAGGCGGAGCCGCCUCUGCUCAGGACCCCGGGGCUCGUGGCCGCCGGGUCCCCGCCGCCCGCCCCGCAGAACCAGUACGUCCACCUGGCCGGCACCUCGCCUCAGGGUGCCGGGCCCAACGUCUCCCCUCCGGCCGUCCCGGUCCACCUGCACCCUCAUCCGGCGGGGGGUCUCUCCCACACGCUGGCGCUGGGCCCCUCGCCUCAAGUGGUGGUGCAGUACUCCGACGCCGGUGGCCAUUUUGUCCCCCGGGAGCUGCCCAGGAAGGCCGAGGGCGCCCGGCUGCUUCAGCAGCAGCAGCAGCAGCAGCAGCAGCAGCAGGCCGUUGCCGCCGCCGCCGCCGCCGCGCAGGCGAAGGAGGUGCUGAACGGCGAGGUGGACAAGGGCCGGCGCUACGGGGCGCUCCCCUCGGCCGGCGGGAAACCAGCUCAACAACACCACCACCACCACCACCACCACCACCACCAUCCCACGCCCUCUCCCCACCACCACUCCCACCCGUCCCACGCCCCCCACCACCACCACUACGAGGCCCGCCACGUGGUGGUCCACCCAGGACCCGCCGACUACGGCAGCCGGGACUCUCCAGGCGUCCGGGCCUCCGUCCUGCUCCUACCCGGCGGCGGCCCACCCUCGGCGGAGCCGGACCCAGUCACCGCGGUGCCGGGCACCCAACGGGACGUCUCCCCCGCGGCCCUCGACGAGCAGGGCGGGCUGCCCCCGGUGAAGCCCGGCCCCCGGGCCUUCGCCCCGUCUCCCCAGCAGGCCCUGGGCCCCGAGGGCACCAAGGCCGGGAGCGCCCUGCCGCCCCACACCGUCAUCCAGACCGCCCACGGCACCGCGGAGCCCCUCCCCGUACACCUGCCGGCCACCGCCUUCUACACGGGCGCCCAGCCCCCAGUCAUCGGCUACCUGAGUGGCCAGCAGCCGGCCCUCGGGUACGCGGCCGGCCUGCCGCCGCACCUGGUCAUCCCCGGCCCCCAGCCCCUGCUCAUCCCCGUGGGCGCCGCCGACGGGGACCCGCCCGGGGCCGGGCCGCCCGCCCCCGGCCCUCACGCCUUCGUGGCUGCCGCCCUGCCCAAGGGCGAGGGCUUCGGGGCGGAGGCCCUGGGAGCUCAGCCCGGCUACCCGGCCGCCGUGGUGCAGGCCCAGAUCCACCUGCCCGUGGGGCCGACCUCCGCGCCGCCCCCCGCGGCUCCCCCGCCGGCUCUGCCCCCGUACUUCACCAAGGGCUCCAUCAUCCAGCUGGCGGACGGCGAGCUGAAGAAGGUCGAGGAGCUGAGGACGGAAGACUUCAUCCAGAGCGCCGAGAUCAGCAGCGACCUGAAGAUCGACUCGAGCACCGUGGAGCGCAUCGAGGACGGCCCCCGGCCGGGCAUCGCCCUCAUCCAGUUUGCCGUCGGGGAGCACCGGGCGCAGGUCAGCGUGGAAGUCAGGGUGGAGUACCCUUUUUUUGUAUUUGGACAAGGCUGGUCCUCCUGCUGCCCGAACCGAACCAGCCAGCUGUUUGACUUGCCGUGUUCCAAGCUCUCGGUCGGCGACGUCUGCAUCUCGCUCACGCUCAGGGAGCUGAAGAACGGCUCCGUGAAGAAGGGGCAGCCCCCAGACCCGUCCGGCCUCUGGCCGAAGCGCUCGAGGAACGCCGGGCUCGCCGGAGGCAGACACAGGUAUGGAGAGCAGGAGAACGGGAUUAAUCAGGGAAGCGCACCGCCGCGGGCGGAGAACGGCGAACUCAAGUUUCCGGAAAAAAACACGUGGCCUGCAGCCCCCUGGCCCGCCAAAACCGAACCCAGCAAGCCCCCGGCCACUAGGAAGAGGAGGUGGUCCGCCCCGGAGACCCGGAAACUAGAGAAAUCCGAGGAAGAGCCACCUUUGACUCUUCCCAAACCUUCUUUUAUUCCUCAGGCGGUGAAGAUCUGCAUCGAAGGCCGAUCCAGUGUAGGCAAGUGAAGGGGGAGGGGAAGGGGAGCGAGGCUUCUCCCUUGUCAUUUUAUCCAGAUUACUGUACUGUAGGCUCAAUAACCCAGUAUUUACAUGGUAUCAUCUUAUUUUAGGUUUCUGUUCUAACCGUGCGGUUAGCGUUGCGGGCCGUCUGAGGCAGGACAUCCGUGGGUGCAAUUUGUGUGCUUCCCGAGGGUCCGGUUAGCCGGGGGUAGGGUGGGGCCGGGGCUGGGGGGACCGGAAGGUGCGUGACGGGCAGAUUGGGCCGCAGGCCACGGGCCCCCUGAGUGGAAACCGCUGUGGCAUCACGGCUCCCGCAGGGCAGAAACACCAGGAUGUACGGCCGUCUUAGGCCCGUCAUAGUGAGGCCGUGGGAAGGGAACUUGUGAAUGAGCGUGUGUGUUUUGCGUGUGUGCGUCUGUGAGUGUGGGUGUGUGCCCGAGUGGUUAUAAAUGGGCAUCUCUCUCUCUGCCUCACUCUCCUCCUCUCCCUCUCCUUUUCUCCCACACUCCCUCCUCCCCGCUUUAUCUUUC
Tachyglossus aculeatus (Australian echidna) is the source of this 3363-nucleotide messenger RNA. It is a transcript of the gene ATXN1, whose product is annotated as ataxin 1. The transcript is spliced from 4 exons. The record is from RefSeq and is a predicted model, not a curated record. Gene Ontology annotation, cellular component: nucleus. Gene Ontology annotation, biological process: negative regulation of transcription by RNA polymerase II; nervous system development. Gene Ontology annotation, molecular function: protein binding; RNA binding. Lineage: Eukaryota; Metazoa; Chordata; Mammalia; Monotremata; Tachyglossidae. The coding region runs from base 362 to 2839 and encodes 825 amino acids.